CGCGCACGCGCGAGCUUUCCCCUCGCUUGGCAGCAGCGGCGGCCACGAGUUCUUUGUUUCCUGAGAGGCGAGGCGCCUAUUCUGUGCCCGGCCCCGCGUGGCGGGUUGGGGGCGGCGCCGGGAAGGAGACGGCGCGGGUACAUCCCGCAGGAGAAACUGUCUGAAGCUCCCGUGAAGAUGUCUACUCCAGACCCACCGCUGGGUGGCACCCCACGGCCUGGCCCUUCCCCAGGCCCUGGCCCCUCACCUGGAGCCAUGCUGGGCCCUAGCCCAGGUCCCUCACCGGGGUCUGCCCAUAGCAUGAUGGGGCCCAGCCCGGGGCCUCCCUCUGCAGGACACCCCAUGCCAACCCAGGGCCCUGGAGGGUACCCUCAGGACAACAUGCACCAGAUGCACAAGCCCAUGGAGUCUAUGCAUGAGAAGGGCAUGUCCGAUGACCCACGCUACAACCAGAUGAAAGGAAUGGGGAUGCGGUCAGGAGCCCAUGCAGGAAUGGGGCCUCCACCCAGCCCCAUGGACCAGCACUCUCAAGGUUACCCCUCGCCCCUGGGUGGCUCUGAGCAUGCUUCCAGUCCUGUGCCAGCCAGUGGCCCAUCCUCGGGCCCCCAGAUGUCAUCUGGGCCAGGAGGGGCUCCACUGGAUGGUGCCGACGCCCAGGCCUUGGGGCAGCAGAACCGGGGCCCAACCCCUUUUAACCAGAACCAGCUGCAUCAGCUACGAGCUCAGAUCAUGGCCUAUAAGAUGCUGGCCAGGGGCCAGCCUCUACCUGACCACCUGCAGAUGGCUGUGCAGGGCAAGCGGCCCAUGCCUGGGAUGCAGCAGCAGAUGCCAACGCUACCUCCACCCUCUGUAUCCACCACAGGACCUGGCCCUGGCCCUGGUCCUGGCCCUGGUCCAGGUCCAGGACCAGCACCUCCAAAUUAUAGUAGGACUCACGGUAUGGGAGGACCCAACAUGCCUCCUCCGGGACCUUCAGGUGUCCCCCCUGGUAUGCCUGGCCAGCCUCCUGGAGGACCUCCCAAGCCAUGGCCUGAAGGACCCAUGGCCAAUGCUGCUGCCCCCACGAGCACUCCCCAGAAGCUGAUCCCCCCACAGCCAACAGGCCGUCCCUCACCUGCACCCCCUGCUGUCCCACCUGCUGCCUCGCCUGUAAUGCCACCUCAGACACAGUCCCCAGGGCAGCCAGCGCAGCCCGCUCCACUGGUGCCCAUGCACCAGAAGCAGAGUCGCAUCACCCCUAUCCAGAAGCCCCGGGGUCUGGACCCUGUGGAGAUUCUACAGGAACGUGAGUACAGGUUGCAGGCUCGUAUCGCACACCGAAUUCAGGAACUUGAAAACCUCCCUGGCUCCCUGGCUGGGGACCUGCGAACCAAAGCUACCAUUGAACUGAAGGCCCUCAGGCUGCUGAACUUCCAGAGGCAGCUACGCCAGGAGGUGGUGGUGUGCAUGCGCAGGGACACGGCCCUGGAGACAGCCCUCAAUGCCAAGGCUUACAAGCGCAGCAAGCGGCAGUCACUGCGCGAGGCCCGCAUCACUGAGAAACUAGAGAAGCAGCAGAAGAUCGAGCAGGAGCGCAAGCGCCGCCAGAAGCAUCAGGAAUACCUCAACAGCAUUCUCCAGCAUGCCAAGGAUUUCAAAGAGUAUCACAGGUCAGUCACGGGAAAGAUCCAGAAACUCACCAAGGCGGUGGCCACCUACCAUGCCAACACUGAGCGGGAACAGAAAAAGGAGAACGAACGCAUCGAGAAGGAGAGAAUGCGGAGGCUCAUGGCUGAAGACGAGGAGGGUUACCGCAAGCUCAUUGACCAGAAGAAGGAUAAGCGCCUGGCCUAUCUCUUGCAGCAGACAGAUGAGUAUGUGGCCAACCUCACAGAGCUGGUGCGACAGCAUAAGGCUGCCCAGGUCGCCAAGGAAAAAAAGAAGAAAAAGAAAAAAAAGAAGGCAGAAAAUGCUGAAGGACAGACCCCUGCAAUUGGGCCAGAUGGCGAGCCUCUGGACGAGACCAGCCAGAUGAGUGACCUCCCUGUGAAAGUGAUCCAUGUGGAGAGUGGGAAGAUACUCACAGGCACAGAUGCUCCCAAAGCCGGGCAGCUGGAGGCCUGGCUUGAAAUGAACCCGGGGUAUGAAGUAGCUCCAAGAUCUGAUAGUGAAGAAAGUGGCUCAGAAGAAGAGGAGGAAGAGGAAGAGGAGGAGCAGCCUCAGCCCACACAGCCCCCCACGCUGCCUGUGGAGGAGAAGAAGAAGAUUCCAGACCCAGACAGUGAUGAUGUCUCUGAAGUAGAUGCACGGCACAUCAUUGAGAAUGCCAAGCAAGAUGUCGAUGAUGAAUAUGGGGUGUCUCAGGCCCUUGCUCGUGGCUUGCAGUCCUAUUAUGCUGUGGCACAUGCUGUCACUGAGAGAGUAGAUAAGCAGUCAGCACUGAUGGUCAAUGGCGUCCUCAAACAGUACCAGAUCAAGGGCUUAGAGUGGCUUGUGUCUCUCUAUAACAACAACCUGAAUGGCAUUCUGGCCGACGAGAUGGGCCUGGGGAAGACUAUCCAGACCAUUGCGCUCAUCACGUACCUCAUGGAGCAUAAGCGCAUCAAUGGACCCUUCCUCAUCAUUGUGCCUCUCUCGACGCUAUCAAACUGGGCAUAUGAAUUUGACAAGUGGGCCCCCUCUGUGGUGAAGGUAUCCUACAAGGGCUCUCCAGCAGCAAGGCGGGCUUUUGUCCCUCAGCUCCGCAGUGGAAAGUUCAACGUCUUGCUGACCACCUAUGAAUAUAUCAUCAAAGACAAGCACAUACUUGCCAAGAUUCGCUGGAAGUAUAUGAUCGUGGAUGAAGGCCACCGCAUGAAGAACCACCACUGCAAACUGACACAGGUCCUCAACACACAUUAUGUGGCCCCUCGACGUCUGCUGCUAACAGGCACACCACUGCAGAACAAGCUGCCUGAGCUCUGGGCACUGCUGAACUUUCUGUUGCCCACCAUCUUUAAGAGUUGCAGCACCUUUGAGCAGUGGUUCAAUGCACCCUUUGCCAUGACUGGGGAGAAGGUGGACCUGAAUGAGGAGGAAACCAUCCUUAUCAUCCGUCGUCUGCACAAAGUACUGAGGCCCUUCCUUCUUCGGAGGCUGAAGAAGGAAGUUGAGGCUCAGCUUCCCGAGAAGGUGGAGUAUGUCAUCAAGUGUGAUAUGUCAGCCCUGCAGCGAGUGCUCUACCGGCAUAUGCAAGCCAAAGGUGUGCUGCUGACUGAUGGCUCCGAGAAAGAUAAGAAGGGCAAAGGUGGCACCAAGACGCUAAUGAAUACCAUCAUGCAGCUUCGGAAAAUUUGCAAUCACCCAUACAUGUUCCAGCACAUCGAGGAAUCCUUUUCUGAGCACUUGGGUUUCACUGGCGGCAUCGUCCAAGGGCUGGACCUGUACCGUGCUUCGGGGAAAUUUGAACUUCUUGAUAGGAUUCUGCCUAAACUCCGUGCCACCAACCAUAAAGUGCUGCUGUUCUGUCAAAUGACCUCCCUCAUGACCAUCAUGGAAGAUUAUUUUGCAUAUCGUGGCUUUAAAUACCUCAGGCUUGAUGGAACCACAAAAGCGGAGGAUCGGGGCAUGCUGCUGAAAACCUUCAAUGAGCCUGGUUCAGAGUACUUCAUCUUCUUGCUCAGCACACGUGCAGGUGGGCUGGGCCUGAACCUGCAGUCAGCUGACACUGUGAUCAUUUUUGACAGCGACUGGAAUCCUCACCAGGAUCUGCAGGCACAGGACCGUGCCCACCGCAUUGGGCAGCAGAAUGAGGUGCGUGUGCUCCGCCUCUGCACUGUAAAUAGCGUGGAGGAGAAGAUCUUGGCUGCUGCCAAGUAUAAGCUCAAUGUGGACCAGAAGGUGAUCCAGGCAGGCAUGUUUGACCAGAAGUCCUCCAGUCAUGAGCGGCGUGCUUUCCUGCAGGCCAUUCUGGAGCAUGAGGAGCAAGAUGAGAGCAGACACUGCAGCACGGGCAGCGGCAGUGCCAGCUUCGCCCACACUGCCCCUCCGCCAGCGGGCAUCAACCCCGACUUGGAGGAGCCACCUCUAAAGGAGGAAGAUGAGGUGCCUGAUGAUGAGACUGUCAACCAGAUGAUUGCCCGGCAUGAAGAGGAAUUUGACCUCUUCAUGCGCAUGGACCUGGACCGCAGGCGAGAGGAAGCCCGCAACCCCAAGCGGAAGCCACGCCUGAUGGAGGAGGAUGAGCUCCCAUCCUGGAUCAUCAAGGAUGAUGCUGAGGUAGAACGGCUGACAUGUGAGGAAGAAGAAGAAAAGAUGUUUGGCCGUGGCUCCCGCCACCGCAAGGAGGUGGACUACAGCGACUCAUUGACAGAGAAACAAUGGCUCAAGACCCUGAAGGCCAUCGAGGAGGGCACGCUGGAGGAGAUAGAAGAGGAGGUCCGGCAGAAGAAAUCAUCACGAAAGCGCAAGCGGGACAGUGAUGCCGGCUCCUCCACCCCGACCACCAGCACCCGCAGCCGUGACAAGGAUGAUGAGAGCAAGAAGCAGAAGAAGCGUGGGAGGCCACCUGCUGAAAAGUUGUCACCAAACCCCCCCAACCUCACCAAGAAGAUGAAGAAGAUUGUGGACGCAGUGAUCAAGUACAAGGACAGUAGUAGUGGACGUCAACUCAGUGAAGUGUUUAUCCAGCUGCCUUCACGCAAGGAGCUGCCCGAGUACUAUGAGCUCAUCCGCAAGCCCGUGGACUUCAAGAAGAUCAAGGAACGCAUCCGCAACCACAAGUACCGCAGCCUCAAUGACUUGGAGAAGGAUGUUAUGCUACUGUGCCAGAAUGCGCAGACCUUCAACCUCGAGGGCUCCCUAAUCUACGAGGACUCCAUUGUCCUGCAGUCUGUUUUCACCAGUGUGAGGCAGAAAAUUGAAAAGGAGGACGACAGCGAAGGAGAGGAGAGUGAAGAAGAGGAGGAGGGAGAGGAAGAAGGCUCCGAGUCCGAGUCUCGCUCUGUCAAGGUGAAGAUCAAGCUUGGUCGCAAAGAGAAGGCACAGGACCGGCUGAAAGGGGGUCGACGGCGGCCAAGCCGUGGGUCACGAGCCAAACCAGUUGUGAGUGAUGACGACAGUGAGGAGGAGCAGGAGGAGGACCGCUCAGGAAGUGGCAGUGAGGAAGACUGAGCCCAACAUUCCAGAGUCUCGACCAUGAGCCAAGCAGAGCCAAGCCGAGAUGGAAUAGCCCUUAGCAGUAACGGGUAGUGCAGAUGUAGUUUCAGACUUGGGGGAAACGAAACUGUAAACAAGGAAUCUUCCAUAUUUAUACGGCAGACAAGAGUAGGCCUCUGUGUGUCUGGCCUGUCCCGGCCCGGCAUCUGUAACAGCAUUAACUAGAGAGGGGCCUGCCUUCCCGCAGCCCUGUCACUGUAGCUCCACGUGGAUGCAUGUGUGUGCCGUCCACUCCUCGUACUGUAUCUUCCUGGACAGGGCCCACUCGCCACCCACCUGGUGGGGUAUGUCAGUGUCACUGGAUGUCAGACAGUAAUAAAUUAAACCAAUGACAGAACCACA
Messenger RNA from Jaculus jaculus (lesser Egyptian jerboa), 5517 nucleotides. RefSeq names its product SWI/SNF related, matrix associated, actin dependent regulator of chromatin, subfamily a, member 4 (gene Smarca4). Gene Ontology annotation, biological process: positive regulation of transcription by RNA polymerase II. Gene Ontology annotation, molecular function: ATP-dependent chromatin remodeler activity; DNA binding; histone binding. The transcript has 35 exons. Lineage: Eukaryota; Metazoa; Chordata; Mammalia; Rodentia; Dipodidae. The coding region runs from base 178 to 5130 and encodes 1650 amino acids. The record is from RefSeq and is a predicted model, not a curated record. Gene Ontology annotation, cellular component: nucleus.